Cheilinus undulatus (humphead wrasse) is the source of this 2315-nucleotide messenger RNA. Its product is annotated as E3 ubiquitin-protein ligase TRIM21-like. Gene Ontology annotation, molecular function: zinc ion binding; ubiquitin-protein transferase activity; protein binding. Gene Ontology annotation, biological process: protein ubiquitination. The record is from RefSeq and is a predicted model, not a curated record. NCBI's taxonomy places the organism in Eukaryota, Metazoa, Chordata, Actinopteri, Labriformes, Labridae. The transcript has 2 exons. The coding region runs from base 322 to 1959 and encodes 545 amino acids.
CAGCAGGUCGGCUAAGAGAAAACACGGAAGUGCAGGUUGUAGUCUAACAGACGUCCGAGCCACUCCACCCGUGGAGGUACAUGAGAGGGGAUUUCUCCUCACUGUUUAUAGUAAAGGCAGUGACACACUGAUCAUUGUGCAUGUACAUUUACUAUCGAUGCACCGCUGGUUGAAAAUCGGUAAAUUAUGCCUUUAACGUCUGUUUGUUCCUGAAGUCAAAGUGAAAGUUAGUCAGAGUGUUGGCAGAGCUGCAGGAGAGGAGACGUCUCUCUGUUUCUCUCUGAAGACUAAUUCAACUGAAGACAAACACUGGUUGUAGAGAUGUCUGCUGCCAGCUGUCUGCUGACUAAAGAUCAGUUCCUGUGCUCCAUCUGUCUGGAUGUCUUCACUGAUCCUGUCACCUUAUCAUGUGGACACAACUUCUGUCAAAAGUGCAUCACUAAACACUGGGAUAGUAAUGUCCCACAUCGAUGUCCCAACUGUAAAGAGAUGUUCUCCACCAGACCACAGCUGAAGAUCAACACCUUCAUCAAGGAGAUGGCUGCUCAGUUCAGACAGUCAGCUCAGCAGAAAUCCAGCAGCAGCAGCUCAGAGAGACGAGUUUCCAAACCAGGAGAAGUUCCCUGUGACGUCUGCACUGGAACCAAAGUGAAGGCCCUGAAGUCCUGCCUGGUGUGUCUGGCUUCUUACUGUGAGACUCACUUGGAGCCUCAUCUGACCAAGUCAGGUCUGAAGAGACAUCAGCUGAUGGACCCUGUGGAGAACCUGGAAGACAGGAUGUGUGAGAAGCACGACAAACUGCUGGAGCUGUUCUGUAAGAACGACCAGAGGUGUGUCUGUGUGAUUUGCACCUAUACAGACCACAAGACUCAUGAUGUUGUUCCUCUGAAAGAAGAAUAUGAAGGAAAGAAGGCCGAGCUGGGGAAGACAGAGGCUGAAAUUCAGCAGAUGAUCCAGAAGAGACGAGUGAAGAUUGAAGAGCUCAAACACUCAGUGGAGCUCAGUGAUGAGAACGCAGACAGAGAGAUAGCAGAAGGUGUUGGAGUCUUCAGCGCUCUGAAAGAAUCUGUAGAGAGACGCCAGGCUGAGCUCAUCAACAGCAUCAAAGAGAAGCAGAGAGAGACGGAGAAACAGGCUGAAGGCUUCAUCAGAGAGCUGGAACAGGAAAUCUCUGAGCUGGAGAAGAGACGUGCUGAGGUGGAGCAGCUCUCACGCUCUGAAGACCACCUCCAACUCCUCCAGAACUUCACGUCUCUGAACGCUGCUCCACCCACCAAGGACUGGACUGAAGUCAGAGUCCAUCCACCUUCAUCUGAGGGGACUGUGGUGAGAGCUGUGAAGCAGCUGGAGGAGACCAUCAGUGAACAGAUGAAGAAGCUGUUUGAGGCCGAGCUGAAGAGAGUCCAGCAGUAUGAGGUGGAUGUGACACUAGAUCCUGAUACAGCACAUCCCUGGCUGAUCCUGUCUGAUGAUGGGAAACAAGUUUAUGAUAGUAAAGUAAAAAAGAAACUCCCAGACAAUCCAGAGAGAUUUGAUCAUUGUGUGAAUGUCUUAUCAAAACAAAGUUUCUGUUCAGGCAGAUUUUACUACGAGGUUCAGGUUAAAGGGAAGACUGGCUGGGAUUUAGGAGUGGCCAGAGAGUCGAUCAACAGGAAGGGAAAAACCGUUCUGUCUCCUCAGAAUGGUUUCUGGACGAUAGUUUGCAGGAAUAAAAAUGAGUACAAAGCUUGUGCUGGUCCAUCAGUCCGUCUCUCUCUUCAGUCUGGUCCUGAGAAGGUGGGGGUGUUUGUGGAUUAUGAGGAGGGUCUGGUCUCCUUUUAUGACGUUGAUGCUGCAGCUCUGAUCUACUCCUUUACUGGCUGCUCCUUCACUGAGAAAAUCUACCCGUACUUUAGUCCCUUUUUGAACAAUGAUGGUAAAAACUCUGCUCCUCUGAUCAUCUCUCCUGUCAAUAGAUAAACAUUUUGGUAUUUGGCUUCAGAUUACUUCGAGUUUUCUCUUAAUUUCUUUUUUAAUGCCACAUUUUGUCUCUCCACCAAGUCUACCCAGUUUUCCUGCAUUCAUCAAUAUAAUCCAUUCUGAUAACUGUUUUAGUGCCUUUCUGUCUGUUAAAUCCUCCAAAAACCAUGUACUCAGAAACAAACAGCAUGAACACAUAUCUGAAAUGUCUGUCUGCUGAAUGUCAAACAUUUUGAUUCUUUGAUGGAUGUAAAUAUGUCAAGUGUUUCAUACUGGCACCAAUAACUGAAGAUCAGUCUGUAAAUGAGACAACCUGACUGCUAUGUUUGACAUUUGAAAUAAAGGAGAUAAUCAAC